AUGACAAGCUGGCAGAGAUCUACUGUCAUAAGGACCAAAGCUGGAUUUGUUAUUUGUGCAGAAGUACAGGAAUGUAAUGGAACAUUCAAGGAGCUGAUCUGUUCCACUGAGAAAAUCAGUUCAGAGGCGAAAAAACUGAUUGAGGAUCAGGAGAAGGCUGAAGUGAAGAAAGCUGAACUACUUCUGGAGCAACUGGAGCAGGAGAAUUCUGAUCUCGAGAAGAGCGUCUCUAAUAUGGAACAACUUUUACAAAUACAAGAUCACAUCCAUUUUGUGGAGAGCUUCAAGUCUUUAAAUAACUCGUUUAUAUUUGAGGACUCACCCAACAUCACUAUCAAUGAACGUUUCUCCUUUGAUGAACUGAAGAAAUCGUUCUCAGAACUGAAGAAUCAAAUAGAGGAAUUUUGCAAGGAGACAUUUAACAACAUGCCCACACAUGUUGCAGCAUUUGAGAUCAUUUCACCCUCAGAGCCGAAGAGCAAAGAUGAUUUACUGAAAUAUUUAAGUUAUCUGACUCUGGAUUCCAACACAGCACAUUAUAACCUCCAUCUGUCUGAGAAGAACCGAACGGUGAGAGGCAGUCAAAUACAUCAGCCGUACUCUAAACAUUCAGAGAGAUUUGAAGACUGGCUUCAGGUGCUGUGUAAGGAGCGUGUACGUGGGCGCUGUUACUGGGAGGUGCAGUGGAUCGGAGAUGUGUUCAUAUCAGUCUCAUAUAAAGGGAUUAGCAGGAAAGGAUGUGGUAGUGACUGUGUGUUUGGGUUAAACCAUUAUUCCUGGAGUCUGGAACUUAAAUCCUCGUCAAUUUUUUUCUGGCACAACAGCAGGCGGAUUGAGCUCCAAGUUCCAUCGCCUACUAAAAUAGGAGUGUAUGUGGAUCAGAGAUCAGGAAUUCUGUCCUUUUAUAGUGUCUCUAAUAAAAUGAAGCUUCUCCACAGCAUCCAAACCACGUUCAGUCAGCCCCUCUACGCUGGGUUUCGGCUUCAUUUUAAUUCAACCGUGAAGUUAUGUGAUCCAAAAUAA
Molecule: messenger RNA, 1023 nt
Organism: Trichomycterus rosablanca
Lineage: Eukaryota; Metazoa; Chordata; Actinopteri; Siluriformes; Trichomycteridae
Product: tripartite motif-containing protein 16-like protein
Exons: 5
Coding region: 1-1023 (340 amino acids)
Molecular function (GO): protein binding
Source: RefSeq, a predicted model, not a curated record